Lodderomyces margitis is the source of this 3990-nucleotide messenger RNA. It is a transcript of the gene ADE6, whose product is annotated as phosphoribosylformylglycinamidine synthase. Bases 1 to 3990 code for a protein of 1329 amino acids. The record is from RefSeq and is a predicted model, not a curated record. The transcript has a single exon. Gene Ontology annotation, biological process: 'de novo' IMP biosynthetic process. Gene Ontology annotation, molecular function: phosphoribosylformylglycinamidine synthase activity. NCBI's taxonomy places the organism in Eukaryota, Fungi, Ascomycota, Pichiomycetes, Serinales, Debaryomycetaceae.
AUGAGUUCAAACUUCCUAGUUUUGCCAGGGCCAAAAGCCUUGUCUCCAUUUAGAGUCAACAAUUUGAUCCAAGAAAUUGAAAAAAAAUCCCAAAAGGCAAAUUCGAUUGAGGAGGUGGCAAGUCAGUACACCCACUAUGUUUCACUCAAGAAGCCAUUGAAUGAAAAACAGUUGGAAUUGUUGAAGAUUUUGUUGACUUAUGAUAACCCAGUUGACGUGUCAAAUCCGUUAAACGCUGAAUUGAUCAAGUUAUCCACUGGCGAAGCUCAAGCCAAGGGACCAGAGGAAUUUAUUCAGAUUUUGCCUAGACCUGGUACCAUAUCUCCUUGGUCUUCAAAGGCAACUGAUAUUGCCCAAAUUUGUGGAUUAGGUGAUUUCGUUGAAAGAAUUGAACGUGGGUUGUCCUUAUUGUUCAAGAUUAGAAAUGGUGAAACUUUUGCCGUGUCUGGUGACAUUUUGACGUCAGUGUUUGACAGAAUGACUCAGAAGUUAUACCUUAAUGACAACGUUCCCAAGUAUGACGAUUUAUUUGCUCAUCAUAAACCUAAACCACUUGUUGCCGUUGAUUUGUUAGGAAAUAAAGAUAACUUGUUGCAAGCUAAUAAGGAAAUGGGAUUGGCUUUGGAUCAAGGUGAAAUUGAGUAUUUAACAAAUGCUUUUACUAAUAUCAUUGGUCGUAAUCCAACCGACGUGGAGUUAUUUAUGUUUGCUCAAGUCAACUCCGAGCAUUGUCGUCACAAGAUUUUUAACGCCGAUUGGACCAUCGAUGGAGUCAAAAAGGAUAAAUCCUUGUUCAAGAUGAUUAGAAACACCCAUGAGAAAAAUCCACAGUAUACUGUAUCUGCUUAUUCAGAUAAUGCUGCUGUGUUUGAAGGUCCUGAAGGAUACGUUUUUACACCUGACUUCAAGUCGAAACAAUGGAAGUCGAUAAAGGAGAGUGUUCAAACUUUGGUCAAGGUUGAAACUCAUAACCAUCCAACCGCCGUUUCUCCAUUUGCUGGUGCCGCUACCGGUUCAGGUGGUGAAAUUAGAGAUGAAGGUGCUGUGGGAAGGGGCUCUAAGUCUAAAGCUGGUUUAUCUGGUUUUACUGUGUCCGAUUUAAACAUUCCAACUUUGAAACAGCCCUGGGAAAUAAAUGUUGGUAAACCAAACCAUAUUGCCAGCUCUUUGGACAUCAUGAUUGAAGCACCAAUUGGUUCAGCUGCAUUCAACAAUGAAUUUGGAAGACCAGCUAUCAAUGGUUAUUUUAGAACAUUGACAACUGAGGUUGAAAAUGCCAAGGGUGAAAAAGAAAUAAGGGGUUUCCAUAAGCCAAUUAUGUUGGCUGGUGGUAUGGGUGCCAUCAGACCAGGGUUGGCUUUGAAAAACAAGAAAAUCACUCCCGGUGCUAAAUUGAUUGUUUUGGGAGGACAAUCCAUGUUGAUUGGAUUAGGUGGUGGUGCUGCUUCAUCCAUCAGUUCCGGUGAAGGUUCAGCCGACUUGGAUUUUGCUUCUGUACAAAGAGGUAACCCAGAAAUACAAAGAAGAGCACAACAAGUUAUUGACGCAUGUGUCUCCUUAGGUGCAGAGGGCAAUCCUAUUCAAUCUAUUCACGAUGUCGGUGCUGGUGGUUUGAGUAACGCUUUGCCUGAAUUGGUUCAUGAUAAUGACUUAGGGGCCAAGUUUGAGUUAAGGUCAAUCUUGUCAUUAGAACCGGGCAUGUCACCAAUGGAAAUUUGGUGUAACGAAUCGCAAGAGAGAUAUGUUUUGGGAGUUGCUCAAGAGGAUUUAGAUAUGUUUGCCAAGAUCUGUGAGCGUGAAAGAGCCCCAUUUGCCGUUGUUGGUGAAGCUACUGAAGAACAAAGAUUGAUCUUGACUGAUUCGUUAUUGAAGGAUACACCAAUUGAUUUGGAGAUGUCAGUAUUGUUUGGCAAACCACCAAAGAUGUCGCGUGUUGCCGCUACAGAAGACUUGAAAUUGAAACCAUUCAAGACCAACGAGUUGGAAAUUAGUGAAUCUAUUGACCGUGUUUUGCAGUUACCAUCAGUGGGGUCAAAGUCUUUCCUUAUCACCAUUGGUGAUAGAUUUAUUACUGGAUUAGUCGAUCGUGAUCAAAUGGUUGGACCAUGGCAAGUGCCAGUAGCUGAUGUCGGUGUUACUGCCACAUCUUUGGGAGAAACUGUGUUAUCUACAGGUGAGGCUAUGGCCAUGGGUGAAAAGCCAACUUUGGCGUUGAUUUCAGCCAGUGCCUCAGCCAAAAUGGCAGUGGCCGAAUCUUUGUUGAAUGUCUUUGCCGCCGAUGUCCCAUCAUUGGAACACGUCAAAUUGUCAGCCAACUGGAUGUCUGCUGCAAGUCACCCCGGUGAAGGUGCCAAGUUGUAUGAGGCUGUUGAGGCUAUAGGUCUUGACUUGUGUCCAGAUUUGGGUGUCUCAAUUCCCGUCGGUAAAGAUUCCAUGAGUAUGAAAAUGAAGUGGGAUAACAAGGAAGUUACUGCGCCAUUAGCAUUAACAAUUACAUCAUUUGCUCCAGUGGACAAUACAUCCAACACUUGGACUCCUCAACUUCAACGUGUCGAUGACUCUAUUUUGGUGCUUGUUGAUUUGGCCGCAAAGGAUAAAAAGUCUCUUGGUGGAUCGGCAUUGGCUCAAGUCUAUCAAGAAGUUGGCGAUAGUGCACCAACUGUGCACUCAAAUGCUGUAUUGAAGGCAUUUUUGCAAUCCUUGGUUGUAUUGCACAAACAAUUCCCCGUUUUGGCAUAUCACGAUAGAUCUGAAGGUGGUUUAUUAACCACUGUAUUGGAAAUGGCGUUUUCAGGAAGAUGUGGAUUGGACAUUUCGUUGGAUGCUGAAGAAGACCAAUUUACCGAGCUUUUUAAUGAAGAGUUGGGUGCUGUUUUCCAGAUUAAAUUACACGAUUUGAUCAAGUUUAGGGAGAUCUUUGCCAACCAUGGCAUGGAUAAGGAAUUUAUCAAGGUUAUUGGUAAACCUAAUUUCCAUGAUCAAGCAAUCAAUAUUUCGUACAACGGUGCUCCUGUUUACACAUCUACACGUGCCCACUUACAGCAAUUAUGGAGCAACACUUCUUAUCACAUUCAAAAAAUGAGAGACAAUCCAGUAACUUCAAAGCAAGAAUAUGAUGCAAUUGCUGAUGACAAGGAUCCAGGUAUUAGUUACCAAUUAACAUUCAAUCCUGCCGAGCGUAAAUCAUAUAAGACUAAACCAAAGGUUGCUAUCUUGAGAGAACAGGGUGUCAACUCUCAACAAGAGAUGGCAUGGAGUUUCCAGCAAGCCGGAUUCGAUGUGUAUGAUGUAACCAUGUCGGAUAUUUUGGAAGGAAGAGUCACUUUGGAUAACUUUGUUGGAUUGGCUGCUUGUGGUGGUUUUUCGUAUGGUGAUGUUUUGGGGGCUGGUGCUGGUUGGGCAAAGUCCGUAUUGUUCCAUGAGAAUGCUAGAAACGAAUUCAAAAGGUUCUUCCAAGACAGAACUGAUACAUUUGCAUUUGGUGCAUGUAACGGAUGUCAAUUUUUCAGUAGAAUUGCUGAAUUGAUCCCUGGUACUGACCACUGGCCUACCUUUGAGCGCAACUUGUCAGAACAAUACGAAGCAAGGUAUGUGAUGGUUGAAGUUGAUCCAUCGGAGCAAAACAACUCCAUCUUUUUGCAAACAAUGAAAGGCUCGAGGUUGCCAAUUGCCGUAGCCCAUGGUGAAGGACGUGCUCAGUUCAAAUCAGCUGAGGAUGAGGAGAAGUUUGCAUUGGAUGUUGUUCAUUAUAUCGAUAACUACGGAAAUGCUACUCAAACUUACCCAUUCAAUCCUAAUGGAUCGCCAAAUGCUAUUGCUGGUAUAAGCUCGGCAAACGGAAGGGUUUUGGCAAUGAUGCCUCAUCCUGAAAGAGUUACACGUAAGGAGGGUAAUUCAUGGUAUCCCCAUGCUCAGGCCAGAGAAUGGCAGGGAUAUGGACCAUGGGUCGAAUUAUUCAAGUCAGCAAGAGCCUGGGUCGGUGAUAACUGA